AAGAUGAGCCCAUUCUUAGCCCAUUCUUAGCCCAUUCUUGUUUCAUACUUGCGUCGUAUAUCUUUUCUCUUUUUUUCUUUCUCCUUUUCGCCACCACUACUCCACCAGCCAAGCUAUGCCUCCAAAGCGAGAUAGAGCAGUGGCUACGAAAGCGAAAAUAGCCACGUCCAAAAAGACACGGAGGGCUCCUGCACUCUUCAAACGAUCUCGGCCCAGUGGAGACUCUGACGACGACGACGACUCGGAGGAAGAGAUUGAGACGGCCAAGGAUUAUCAGGAUGCAGUGCGGCGUGUGAUUCUGACCUCAACCACCAACCGAUACGACGAUACCUUGGAACAGGAUCAGCUGGCGUUUGCUGCCAGUCUGAUGAUGCCGGCUACGGAGCUACAGCAGGAGGAUAUCAUGUCAAUGAGACAGGAUGAGGUAGUGGGACAAAGCGAGCGCCGAAUUGUGUACAGCCUGGGGACAUUUUGCCUCCAUGCGAUCGCAAAGGACUUCAAACACCUGGCCACGAAAGCUGAUGCUGCGCCUCCAGUCCGUUAUGAUCCGCAGCAGCAGCAAACCCCACAGCGCUUGGUGCGCCAGCAAGAGCAAUGGGAAAGGCGACGGAGGACAGGGGCUCAUUUUCGGAGGCAGGUACAACAAUUGCCUUUCUACUUGUCCAUAAAGUUGUUCAGGAUCCUGAAGCAUGCGAGGCCGGAACUGCUAUCGACCAAGCUCUGGACCAGUCUGUUUUUCCCGCCCGAUUUAGUAGAUAUCGUUGGUGGAAGCGAUGAAGAACCAGGCGUAGUACGAGGAAAUGAUCACAUCACAGAACUGGAUCUCGAGGGCUUGGUUUCUUCUCAAGUGACCGACACCGCCAUCCGUAGUCACAUACUAGGCACUCUUCAACUUGGACCACAACUUGAGAGGAUUAAUCUGAACUUUAUGGAUAACCUCACGGACAAGGUCUUGGCACAACUGGUCAGUGCCUGUCCUCGAUUGACGCGACUCUCGCUUAAGGGAUGUACCAAGGCAGGGGAUUUGACGUUGGCCAACUUGCCGCAGGGAUCACUUCAAGAACUGAACAUCAGCUUUGUGGCGGCGCCAACGGCCAAGGGAAUCAAGCGGUUGAUCCUUCAGUGUCGCGAGCUGAGAGUCCUCAAGAUGGCCGGGCUUACGAAUGUGAAGGAUGCAAUAUUCCUCGAUAUUGAGAGGGAAUUAGCUGUCGAGAUGAAAUUUGCCUCAGCAAUAGACGAUGGAGGGGACGGAAAUGAAUUGACCGGCCCGUCGCCGCUGUACGCACUUCAAACCCUUAAGGUAUCUUCGACAACGCUGGGAGAUCGCAGCUUAAAGAUUCUGCUAAACUUUUGUGGGAAGUCUCUAAGACGAUUGGACAUCUCGGCUACCAAUAUUACUCGCGUUGCACUCAUCGCCGAUUAUUGUGUUUGGGAGGAACCGUCGAACGAGUCCGACAAAAUCAAGGCGCGAAUGGCGGCUUCAAGGCACCCGUCUGGAUCUGUCUACACGAACUUGGAGAAGUUGAACUUGACACGGCUGAAGAUCGCGUCGGCCGAUAGCCUCCUGAAGCUUUUCAAGGCUCUGCCUCCACACAGUCUACACACACUGCUUCUGGGGUAUAUCAGCUGCGCGCAAGUGCCCUUUAGCGACAGCCUUCUCUAUCAGCUCUGCCCGUACCUUGAAUCCGAACGUGCUAGUAAUACGGAUCUUGAAACUAGCAUUUCUCGUGAGGAGGCACCUCCGCUGCCCGCCAUCUAUCCUGAUCCGUUUACACCUGCGCCUGAAGUGCGUCCCGAGUUCCAUCUGCAUACACUCUCGCUUUUUGGAAACGCGUUCAUCGGUCGAUCGAUACAACUGGACUACGGCCUGCACUUGCUGCUCAAACGGCUGUCCCCGUUUCUCAAGCGUCUGGAGCUUGGAUAUACCUACUGCAGAUCUGCUAUUCUCGAGGGCCUAAUCGAACCCCAAGAAGAGACCGAUCCCGGUGCUACCCUGUUGGCAAAAAGAGACUAUUUUUCUGAUAACGUUAUUCUAGAGGAAUUGGGACUAGACGAGACUCACAUUGACGACGAAGCAGCAUUAAUCGUUUCUCGGUUCCGAAGACUCAAUCGACUGUCACUACAAAAUACGCGUAUAGGCAAGGAGGCUGUGGAACAGAUUGUGAGGGCAUGUCCUCUCUUAGCUAGUCUGGAUCUGACGAGCUGUCGUAGUAUUCCUCUGCUGGAUCGACGAACACUACUGAAGGAUGUGAGGGAAGCGACAGCUACUAAACCAGGGGCAAAGUAGCGGGGGAUGGGAUUUGAGUGGACGAAUUCCAAACGGCUUCGGGUAACCCUUUUUUUAUGCAUAAUAGAAAAGGCAGACCAGCCUUCGAUUCUCAUCAUCAUCUUGUUGAAUUCUCUUCCUCGCACACUGAGCAAAAUACAAAAUAUACUAUCCUGAUGUAAGUGGCAGACCUUGUACCCAAGGUUGCUUCUCGAGAUAUCGCAACGAAGGAAUUGAAGAACAAAAAGAUGCCUGUGUCGAAC
This is a messenger RNA of Gamsiella multidivaricata, 2529 nucleotides long. RefSeq lists its product as uncharacterized. The record is from RefSeq and is a predicted model, not a curated record. Gene Ontology annotation, cellular component: SCF ubiquitin ligase complex. Lineage: Eukaryota; Fungi; Mortierellomycota; Mortierellomycetes; Mortierellales; Mortierellaceae. Bases 116 to 2287 code for a protein of 723 amino acids. The transcript has a single exon. Gene Ontology annotation, biological process: SCF-dependent proteasomal ubiquitin-dependent protein catabolic process.